Messenger RNA from Aedes aegypti (yellow fever mosquito), 895 nucleotides. Its product is annotated as vegetative cell wall protein gp1. Bases 115 to 684 code for a protein of 189 amino acids. Lineage: Eukaryota; Metazoa; Arthropoda; Insecta; Diptera; Culicidae. The record is from RefSeq and is a predicted model, not a curated record. The transcript has 3 exons.
AAACUGGAUUUUGGUAAAGUUCAAUUUAUUCGAGUUUUGUUCGCCGUACAAUACAGUUGAAACUUGGAUCAAGCAUUUCGGUGAAGAUUGAUUGAAAAGGACUGAUAGUGCAAUAUGAAACUUCUCAUUGGACUUUUGCUAGUUGGACUAGCCAUAGAAGGUCGCGCGCAGCUGACAUGUUUCGUUUGUGAAAACUGUGGGGAUCCGUUUGAUCGUGCUGCUCACACUGCUCAGACCUGUCCUCAACCAGUGCCAACAAUUGUAACGCCUCCAAUUGAAACAACUACUACGGCGAUUCCCCCAACACCUCCGAGUCCUGAUGGACCAACUCUUACACCUCCUCCUCCGGUAACUACUGCUGCACCAGGACCAACUCCUGGACCUACUCCUGCGCCAAAUCCAGAUCCUACUCCUGAGCUUACUCCUCCACCGGUUGGCCGAAGAAAGAGACAAGCCAAUCAGCUCUCUCACAGAUGUUUCAUCAUGACACACAACGGAGUCACCCGACGAGGUUGUACAGCUCAUGGAAACGAUUGGAUGGAGACUUGCCGGAACAACAACAACGGUCAGCAGCCCAACGAAUGUCGCCUGUGUGACUGGUCCGAGUGUAACAGUGCCAGCGGGUUGACCGUUUCAAUUGUGACGCUAUCGGCAGCCGUGUUGAUUGCCCUUAAAUUCUUCUAAACUGACUAAUUGAAAUUAUACACCAAUCUCCCUCUAAGCGUGUGAUCGUUAUUGUAAGCAUCGAAAACCAAUCACUCAAAUGCUCAGUUUGGCGAGCACUACGGCUGCGCGAAUCUACCGUAGCACGAAUUAGUCAAAUAUCUGAACGGACUUGUCACAAGGGUCAACCGUAGUUAUAUUAAGAUAGAGUAAUAAAUUUUACCGCUAAUAA